AUGGGUGACUCGAAAAUGGCAUCUCCUGUGGCCGACGCUGUCGAUGACCAUGCCUCUAGUAUCAUCCGGGUUCAAAAUGAAGAUGAACUGCGUUUGGCGCAGAUGGGCCAUAAACAAGAGCUCAAAAGGCAUUUUUCGGUGUGGAGUCUGAUCGGUCUGGCUGCGAAUUGCACCAUCUCCUGGACUGGUUUGGGACUCGGUUUGAUCACCUCCAUCAAUGCCGGUGGACCUGGAGCUUUAAUCUACGGGUUUAUCCUCGUCUUUAUCCUCCAAUGCUUUUUGGGUGCCUCCUUGGCUGAAUUUGUGUCUGCGUACCCGGUCGAAGGUGGGAUGUACCAUUGGAUUGCUGCCAUCGCCCCGAAACGAUACAACAGCAUUCUCAGCUUCGCGACGGGUUGGAGCACGGUCUUCGGAUGGAUAUUCACAACCGCAUCUACCAAUUUGAUCUACGCGACCAACUUCAUGGCCUUGAUUGCGCUGUACCAGACGGAUCUCGUGAUUCAGCCAUGGAUGACCUUCGUUGCGUACCAGGGCUUCAACAUUUUGACCGGCGGGAUAGUCAUGUUUGGGAAUCGUUAUAUUCCACUUAUCAACAAGUUUUCCCGUGAGUUGAUAUUUGCCUCGUUCCAUACACCUGCCACGCUGACAGUGAAGCAAGUAUGCUAUCUCCAACUGGCCUGGUUCGUCAUCAUGGUCACCGUUGCUGCCGCAGCUCCCAAGCACAACGACAGCACAUUCGUUUUCAAAACGUGGAUUAACAACACCGGCUGGGAGAACAAUGUAAUUUGCUUCAUCACAGGGCUGGUGAACCCACUAUACUCUCUUGGUGGUCUGGAUGGCAUAACGCACAUCACAGAGGAAAUGCCAAACCCUGGACGAAACGCUCCUUUAGCCCUCGCCUGCACGCUCGGCAUCGCCUUCGUGACCGGACUUACUUACCUGCUCAGUCUCAUGUACUCCGUCCAGGACUACUCCAGCCUCGCAUCAACCCAGACAGGCCUCCCGCUGGCAGAGAUCUUCCGCCAAGCGACGCAGACCCGCGGCGGUGCCUUUGCCUUGACCUUUAUGCUGUGGGUGGCCCUGGGCCCAUGCAUGAUCGGCUCUCAGCUAAGUACCGGCCGAGUCUUCUGGGCUUUCGCUCGAGACGGCGGCCUCCCGCUCUCGAGGAUCUGGGCAAAAGUCAGCCCCCGCUUCGAGACCCCGUUCAACGCCCAGCUAUGCGUGGGCGUCAUCACUGCCCUGCUGGGCUGUAUCUAUCUCGGUUCCAGCACCGCCUUCAAUGCCUUGAUGAGCUCGGCAGUGACAAUUAACAAUCUGGCCUACCUCGUCCCCAUCCUCACCAACGUCCUUGUGGGGCGCCGGACGAUGCACCGCGGGCCGUUUUACAUGAGUCAUGUGACCGGUAUGGCCGUGAAUAUUAUUACGGUUGCAUGGCUGGUGUUUGCCAUUGUGUUUUUCUCGUUCCCGUAUUAUAUGCCUGUCACUGGUGAGUUUGAUCUUGUGGAGAAUAAGACGGUGGCGCCAGGGACGCUGACAAGCUGGACAGCGUCGAAUAUGAAUUACACCUGUGCUUGUGUUGGUGGAUUCCUGCUUAUCGAGCUGCUUUGGUGGUUUGUUGCGGGGAAGAAGUACUCGAAGAAUAUGCAGAAGGCUCGCGAGGAGGAGCAGAAUGCCGCUCGUGCUAUGUUGGUUACUACUCACGAGGGAAAGGAGUAG
Molecule: messenger RNA, 1716 nt
Organism: Aspergillus viridinutans
Lineage: Eukaryota; Fungi; Ascomycota; Eurotiomycetes; Eurotiales; Aspergillaceae
Product: putative choline transporter Hnm1
Exons: 11
Coding region: 1-1716 (571 amino acids)
Biological process (GO): transmembrane transport
Cellular component (GO): membrane
Molecular function (GO): transmembrane transporter activity
Source: RefSeq, a predicted model, not a curated record